Molecule: messenger RNA, 564 nt
Organism: Talaromyces proteolyticus
Lineage: Eukaryota; Fungi; Ascomycota; Eurotiomycetes; Eurotiales; Trichocomaceae
Product: YL1 nuclear protein C-terminal domain-containing protein
Exons: 1
Coding region: 1-564 (187 amino acids)
Biological process (GO): chromatin remodeling
Cellular component (GO): Ino80 complex
Source: RefSeq, a predicted model, not a curated record
AUGGCCCCCCAAACACCCUCUUCGGACGAGCAUCAACAACUUCUUGACACUCUUGACAUCGCUCCAAUCCCGCGUCCCUUCCGGAGCUCAAGGUGGAAGCCAUCGCAACGACGCAACAAAAACGUGAAACAGCUACUCUCCGAGUCAUCGCGAAAAGAAGCAUCUUCAAUGGCGACGCAAGUCAAUUCUGGCGCCACAACACCACUUCCUGGCAGCACCACUGACGGUUCCCAAACCCCCUCAGUUGGGAUAUCCUCCCGACCUCCCAACCUCGCCCAAGCGUCUCAGAAUCUCUCUACCUUGGUGCUGGAGAAGAACCUACGAGCGACGAUGUACACUGGAGGCCCAGCCGUCACGUAUACUAAUAUCGAGUCGGCGCCGUCACUGAGUCCAGCCCAUCAGCAUCGCUACUGCGAUAUCACUGGCCUUCCAGCGCCAUAUACCGACCCCAAGACGAGGCUACGCUAUCACAAUAAGGAAAUAUUCGGUGUUGUGAGGACGCUUGGUCAGGGAGUUGCGGAAAAAUACCUCGAGGCAAGAGGUGCCCACGUGGUUCUGAAGUAG